AUGGCAUACGACGUGAAAGAGUCCAUGGCGUUGGACAAGGUCGUCAAGACUUUGAUGCCACGUUUGGCAGGGAUCCGGCGCAAUAUGGUUGGCAAAGAGAUGAUGUUGGGCAUCUCCGACUUCCGUCUCCUGGGUUUCUUUGUGCUGAACACCUCAGUCAUGACGAUUCAAGAAACACACUACAUACCUAGAUGGUCAUCGAGAUUCAUUUCGUGUGUUGGACUGCAAGACGACAUCGCGAUAAGCAUUGGCCUUGUGGGCUCCAAAUCUCCACAGGGUCUUGGGCGCCGCGCUAAGCCACUAACAACACGAUCUGCCGGGUGGCAGAUCCAACGCCAGGGCAACGCCAACAACGGGCGCCAACCCUCCCGUCAGCAACCCUCAACAGACCCUAACCCGUCAGUACAACCUCAUACAAAGUAA
This is a messenger RNA of Neurospora hispaniola, 423 nucleotides long. RefSeq lists its product as uncharacterized. The transcript is spliced from 3 exons. The record is from RefSeq and is a predicted model, not a curated record. Lineage: Eukaryota; Fungi; Ascomycota; Sordariomycetes; Sordariales; Sordariaceae. Bases 1 to 423 code for a protein of 140 amino acids.